Trematomus bernacchii (emerald rockcod) is the source of this 1272-nucleotide messenger RNA. RefSeq lists its product as uncharacterized. The transcript has 2 exons. The record is from RefSeq and is a predicted model, not a curated record. NCBI's taxonomy places the organism in Eukaryota, Metazoa, Chordata, Actinopteri, Perciformes, Nototheniidae. The coding region runs from base 400 to 1272 and encodes 290 amino acids.
AGAUUCCAGAAGCCGGUUACGCAAAUUAGUAGCCGACAAAAGUAGGUGCGGCUGUAGCUGUAGACGCGCCAAUAGAAAUCCAGGUGCACGAACACCAUGUACGAUUCACAGAUAAAUAGAGUGCAUAACUUGCUUUUGGCACACCGUCUUUUGUGAAGAAGAAGAACGCACAACAUUUAUUUGUGAGAGAACUAAGAAGAACUUAAUGGAUUCCAACAAGUUCUACGAGAGCAAGAGAAGAAAAGUUCUUGCACAGGUGAGCUGACAUAAAUUGAUUGUAAAUAACCUAUACUCUGCCCUUUGGACCUACUGUAUGUGUGAUUAUUUGUUAAUUUCACUUGUGCUUAUGUCUAAUUGUGUUAUAUUCUUUAUUCCUAAUUCCUAUAGUCCGCCCCGCAGAUGGACACUGCAAAAAAGGUGAAGCCGUCUCCUGCGACCAAAAAACCAAGCAAAGUCAGACUGGUUAAAAAGAAAGCGGCCAUCACACUUAAGGUGCUCCCGGUGGCUGUUUCAUGUGCGGCUGGCGGAUUGCCUGACGCAGAGAUCCGGGCACUGAAAAUCCGGUUAACCGCCACGGAGGCACAAGUGUUGGAGCUGACAGAAGAGCGUGCUGCCAUGAGGUUGGAGCGCGCUGCCAUGAGGUUGGCACAGCAGACUGCAGAGUCGGAGCGCGCUGCCAUGACGGUGGCACAGCACACUGCAGAGUCGGAGCGGGUUGCCAUGACGUUGGCACAGGUUGCCAUGAGGUUGGAACUGCAGCAGCACCUGGACACACAGGUCCAAUCCAGGCGACGGCUGUUUGAGUUACCUGUGGGAGACGCAGACCCACAGCCUCUACAGGCAGAGGUGCCAAUUCCAGCGGUCACUGGAAGCGGUCACUUCCGGUCGGAAGCAAUACCACGACCGUCGCACACACCUGAUGCGCCCACCCUCCUCAGGGCAGUUUCCGCGGCUCGCGAGGACAAGUUCUUCGAGGACUGCUUUCGCAGUGGACAGCAUCGCCCAGAGAAAUUUGCGGGUGAUAUGUUCAUGGCCAUGUUGCCAUUUCACUCAUAUGAGAACAUGGCCAAAAUCACAAACUGGAGUGGGAGCAAAGGGAAAAUGCCUCUUCCCCUCAAUGUGAGGCAGACACUUGAGUCCAGUGUCUCCCGUCGGUUCCCAGGCCUGACCACGGACCAGUGGCAUAAAAUUAGGAACCGGGUAAACGAGAGACUGAGGAGCCCAAGAAAAACGGAUCCAGAAACACCUCGCCCUGGUUUCCGCCACAGAUAG